AUGAAUGAUUUCUGCAGAUUAUCAGAUUGUGGUGUAAGAGAGGAAGGUUAUGCUGCUCUGGCUGAAGCUCUGAGAUCAAACCCAUCAUCAGAGCUGAUGGAGCUGGAUCUCAGAGGGAACGAUCCUGGAGAUUCUGGAGUAAAACCGCUCUAUGAGUUACUAGAAGAUCCGGACUGUAAACUGAAGACACUGAGAUUAUUGAAAACUAAAGAUGCAGAAAAAGCGUUAAAGUCUCUGAGUGAUAAACUUCAUGUGAACCCGUUACUGCAGAGUGAGCUGGAUCUGAGUCAGAAAAUAAAAGGAGAUUCUGGAAUGAUGUUGUUUUCUGCUCUACUGGAAGAUCCACAUUUCAGACCAAAGAAACUCACGUUGUGUGGGUGCAGCUUAACAGAGAAAAGCUGCACUACUCUGGUUUCAGCUCUCAGUAGAAACCCAUCACACCUGACUGGUCUGGAUCUGAGUGAAAAUCCGAUAGGAAACUCAGGAGUGAAGAAGCUCUUUCCUCUACUGCACAAGCAUCAAUACAAACUGAAACAACUCAAGCUGAGUGAUUGUGAGAUCUCAGAUGAAGGUUAUGCUGCUCUGGCUGGAGCUCUGAUGUUAAACACCUCAUCACAUCUAACUGAUCUGGAUCUCAGUGGAAAUAAUCCAGGAACAAAAGGAAUGAAGAUGUUUGAUGAUUUAUUGAAUAAACCAAACUCUAAACUGGAUGUGAGAUUUCUGAGCAGAAGCCCUGAAAUGGAUGCAGCUUGUGAUUAUCUGAAUAAAAUGGAUAUAAAGAUGUUAGAACUGAGUGAGGUGGAUCUGAGUGGAAGAAGAUAUAUUGGAGAUUCAGGAGUUAAACAUCUAUCGACUGUACUGAAGGAUCUACACUGCAUGAUUACAAAACUCACAUUAUCAGAUUGUGAUGUAGGAGAUGAAGGUUAUGCUGCUCUGGCUGAAGCUCUGAGAUUAAACCGUUCAUACAUGAAGGAGCUGGAUCUCAGUGGGAACCAUCCUGGAGAAUCAGGAGUGCAGAAGAUCUGUGACGUUUGUAAGUCUGGAUGGUUCAACUGGAGUGAAAUUAAACUGAGGCUGUUUAAAAGUCCUGAUGCAGAGGAAGCCUACACCACUCUCAGUAAAAGUCUAGGUAUAAACAUCUUACUGCAGAAGAAACUCCAUCUGAGCUCCAAAUCACUGAAAGAGAUCAAAGUGAAUCAACUAUCAGCUCUGCUGGAGGAUCCACACUGUACAAUCCAAAACCUUACGUUGUGUGGGUGCAGCUUAACAGAGAACGACUGCACUACUCUGGUUUCAGCUCUCAGUAUAAACCCAUCACACCUGACUGAUCUGGAUCUGAGUGAAAAUCCGAUAGGAAACUCAGGAGUGAAGAAGCUCGUUCCUCUACUGCAGAAUCAUCAAUACAAACUGAAACAACUCAAACUGAGAGAUUGUGAGAUCUCAGAUGAAGGUUAUGUUGCUCUGGCUGGAGCUCUGAUGUUAAACCCCUCAUCACCUCUAACUGAUCUGGAUCUCAGUGGAAAUAAUCCAGGAACAAAAGGAAUGAAGAUGUUUAAUGAUUUAUUAAAGAAACCAAACUCUAAACUGAGAGUGAGAUUUCUGAGGAGAAGCUCUGAGAUGGAUGCAGCUUGUGAUUAUCUGAAUAAAAUGGAUAUAAAGAUGUUAGAACUGAGUGAGGUGGAUCUGAGUAGAAGAAAUAUUGGAGAUGCAGGAGUUAAACAUGUAUUUGGAGAUUCAGAAGUUAAAUAUCUAUUUGGAGAUUCAGGAGUUAAACAUGUAUGUGGAGAUUCAGGAGUUAAACAUCUAUCGACUGUACUGAAGGAUCCACACUGCAUGAUUACAAAACUCACCUUGAGGAACUGCAGCAUUACAGAUAAAAGUUGUACUGAUCUGGAAUCAGCUCUUGAUGUAAAUCCAUCACACCUGAAAGAUCUGGAUCUGAGUAACAAUCAACUAGGAGAUUCAGGAGUGAUUCAGAUCUCUCAUCUACUGAAGAAUCUACAGUUCAAACUCCACAAACUCACAUUAUCAGAUUGUGGUGUAAGAGAGGAAGGUUAUUCUGCUCUGGCUGAAGCUCUGAGAUCAAACCCAUCAUCAGAGCUGAUGGAGCUGGAUCUCAGAGGGAACCAUCCUGGAGAUUCAGGAGUAAAACUGCUCGAUGAUCUACUACAGGAUCCAAACUGUAAACUGAAGACACUGAGAUUCUUAAAGUCUCCUGAAGCAGAAGAAGUCUACUCCUCUCUUUAUUCCACUCUGGGUCAGAACCCCUUAAUACUGACCCAGAUGAAGCUGGAAAGGAACCCAGGGGGGGUAUCAGGAGAUUCCAGAGUGAAGCUUCUCUCAGCAUUUCUGCAGGACUCUCACUGCAAACUGCAGAAACUCCAGAUUAAUGGCGAUGAUCUAACGAUGGAGAGCUGUUCAGCUUUAUCUGAAGUUCUGAGAUCAGGAUCCUCCAGUCUGAGAGAGCUGGACCUGAGCAACAACAACCUACAGAACUCUGGAGUACAGAAGCUCUGUGAAGGACUGAAGAAGAACGAGUGUAAACUGGAGGUUCUGAGAUUAUCAGAUUGUGGUGUAGGAGAUGAAGGUUAUGCUGCUCUGGCUGAAGUUCUGAGAUCAAACCGUUCAUACAUGAAGGAGCUGGAUCUCAGAGGGAACCAUCCUGGAGAAUCAGGAGUGCAGAAUAUCUGUACCGUAUGUAGUGCUGGAUGGUUCAACUGGAGUGAAAUUAAACUGAGGCUGUUUAAAAGUCCUGAUGCAGAGGAAGCCUACACCACUCUCAAUCAGAUUCUAGAUAUAAACAUCUUACUGCAGAAGAAACUCCAUCUGAGCUCCAAAACACUGAAAGAGAUCAAAGUGAAUCAACUAUCAGCUCUGCUGGAGGAUCCACACUGUACAAUCCAAAACCUCACACUGAGUGAUUGUAAGAUAUCAGAUGAAGGUUAUGUUUCUCUGGCUGGAGCUCUGAUGUUAAACCCCUCAUCACCUCUAACUGAUCUGGAUCUCAGUGGAAAUAAUCCAGGAACAGAAGGAAUGAAGAUGUUUAAUAAUUUAUUAAAGAAACCAAAAUCUAAACUGAGAGUGAGAUUUCUGAGGAGAAGCUCUGAGAUGGAUGCAGCUUGUGAUUAUCUGAAUAAAAAGGAUAUAAAGAUGUUAGAACUGAGUGAGGUGGAUCUGAGUGGAAGAAGAAAUAUUGGAGAUUCAGGAGUUAAACAUGUAUCGACUGUACUGAAGGAUCCACACUGCAUGAUUACAAAACUCACCUUGAGGAACUGCAGCAUUACAGAUAAAAGUUGUACUGAUCUGAAAUCAGCUCUUGAUGUAAAUCCAUCACACCUGAAAGAUCUGGAUCUGAGUUACAAUCAACUAGGAGAUUCAGGAGUGAUUCAGAUCUCUCAUCUACUGAAGAAUCCACAGUUCAAACUCCACAAACUCACAUUAUCAGAUUGUGGUGUAAGAGAGGAAGGUUAUGCUGCUCUGGCUGAAGCUCUGAGAUCAAACCCAUCAUCAGAGCUGAUGGAGCUGGAUCUCAGAGGGAACCAUCCUGGAGAUUCAGGAGUAAAACCGCUCGAUGAUCUACUACAGGAUCCAAACUGUAAACUGAAGACACUGAGGUUCUUAAAGUCUCCUGAAGCAGAAGAAGUCUACACCUCUCUUUAUUCCACUCUGGGUCAGAACCUCUUAAUACUGACCCAGAUGAAGCUGGAGAGGAACCCAGGGGGGGUAUCAGGAGAUUCCAGAGUGAAGCUUCUCUCAGCGUUUCUGCAGGACUCUCACUGCAAACUGCAGAAACUCCAGAUUAAUGACGAUGAUCUAACGAUGGAGAGCUGUUCAGCUUUAUCUGAAGUUCUGAGAUCAGGAUCCUUCAGUCUGAGAGAGCUGGACCUGAGCAACAACAACCUACAGAACUCUGGAGUACAGAAGCUCUGUGAAGGACUGAAGAAGAAAGAGUGUAAACUGGAGGUUCUGAGAUUAUCAGAUUGUGGUGUAGGAGAUGAAGGUUAUGCUGCUCUGGCUGAAGCUCUGAAAUCAAACCGUUCAUACAUGAAGGAGCUGGAUCUCAGAGGGAACCAUCCUGGAGAAUCAGGAGUGCAGAAGAUCUGUAGCGCAUGUGAGCUUGAAUGGCAUAAAUUUCUAACACUACAGUCUGGAAACAGGAAUAAAAUUAAACUGAGGCUGUUUAAAAGUCCUGAUGCAGAGGAAGCCUACACCACUCUCAGUCAGAUUCUAGGUAAAAACAUCUUACUGCAGAAGAAACUCGAUCUGAGCUCCAAAUCACUGAAAGAGAUCAAAGUGAAUCAACUAUCAGCUCUGCUGGAGGAUCCACACUGUACAAUCCAAAACCUUACGUUGUAUAAAGAAGGCAGCAUUACAGAAGAAGACUCUGCUGGUUUACUUUCAGCUCUGGUUUUAAAUCCUGCUCACCUGAGAGAGCUGAAUCUGAACCAGAAUAAACCAGGAGAAUCAGGAGUGAGAAACCUGUGUGAACUGGUGAAGAAUCCUCGGUGUAAACUGAAGAAACUGAAGCUGAAUAACUGUAGUAUAACAGAGAAGGACUGUAGAGAUCUGGCUUCAGCUCUGCACUAUAACCCCUCAUACCUGAAGGAACUGGAUCUGAGUCAGAAUGGACUAGAAGAAUCAGUGAAGGAACUGUUCAGUCCACUGAAACACUGCAACAUAAUAAAUAAAAAAGCAAGAGGAUCUAAACAAUCUGGAGGAGGCCAAAAUAAACCUGAUGACCAGCAGACUCCUGAACCUGACUCCUCCUCAACACAAGAACAAGGAAAUGAUGAAGAAACUCAAAACACAGAUGAGGAAGAAAAGUCCUUAAACUCUUCAGACGAUGAAGAGGAUAAAGCUUCUGAAGUGGUGGAGACCCUCGGGACAGCAGUGUGAAUGAUGUUAACACAGAACAGAACCAGGCUAGAAAAAGAAGGUUCCUCACCCACUUCAGACAGUAAAGACAAAUUUUGGUAUAACCCGUAACCCACACGGUGUAAUCAGUAAUUCAGGAAUGGUGGAGACCCCCAGGACAGCAGUGGGACAGGAACUCAAAACCAUCGACUCCAUUCAGCUGGAGGCUAGAAAACGUCGUACCACCAUUAAUCCACAGAGGCGAACAUACAAACCAAUUCCAACUAAUGUACAACACACAGAAUGUUUUAUCUUAUCAGCUUUACUGACUUUUUAUAUAAAUUUAUACUAAUGUGAGAUUAAUGUCUGAUAGGACAGGAGAAAUGUAAGACUGAAGUUUGUGACAUGAUCAGUGAUACUAUUACAACUAAUUCUGAUCAUCUAAUAAGAAGGUCGAGCUGGAAUCUCAAAGCUUCAGUCAGUGUUAGGUUAUAGAAGAUGAUCCCUAAAGUCUGAUUAUAUUGGGACACGAGGUUAAAUAUGGUGCAAACAGAGACUUUUAAUGGAACGUUCUGUUCAUCUGUUCUGUUUAUUUUUUUCACAUCGUGAGAUUAACAGUAACAUCAUCAGGAAACCUCUCACACAGACACACAGGUGAAAUAUCUGAGUGCUUGUGGGCCCUGAUGUCAGGAGGUCUUGGAGAAGUAAAAAGGUAAAUUAUGCACACAGUCCAGUUAGUGUCUGAACUCACACAUUUUUAAAUGAGAAAUGCUAAAAAUAAAGACAAGCAGUUAAUGCAGAGUAAACAGAGGAACAGCUUUUAAUAGUGUUGGGAUCCUGGUUUACCUGUGGGAGCUCUGUGUCCCAGAAAGAAGAUUUUCCUCAGUUACAGCCAGUAAUGAGAUGAGCACUGUAAUGUGUGGAGCUAAAAUUCCUCACUGUGAUGUAACAGAUUUAUAAGAUUUAAUGCAGAUAAUGUUUAUACAUUCCUACAAAGUGUGUGUGUGUGUGUGUGUGUGUGUUGGAUAAAUGUGUCUAUCAGGUAAAGAUGAAGACAAUGUGUUCUGUAUUUAAAUUUUAUUUUCCUAACGUUACGUUUGAUUAAAUGAUCUGAUUUGUUUUUAUUUGAGAGUCUGAAUACUUUUGUAAAUAAAAUA
Molecule: messenger RNA, 6011 nt
Organism: Trichomycterus rosablanca
Lineage: Eukaryota; Metazoa; Chordata; Actinopteri; Siluriformes; Trichomycteridae
Product: protein NLRC5-like
Exons: 27
Coding region: 1-4896 (1631 amino acids)
Biological process (GO): intracellular signal transduction
Molecular function (GO): protein binding
Source: RefSeq, a predicted model, not a curated record